Plasmodium gaboni is the source of this 4632-nucleotide messenger RNA. RefSeq names its product calcium-dependent protein kinase 6. The transcript is spliced from 6 exons. Gene Ontology annotation, molecular function: calcium/calmodulin-dependent protein kinase activity; calmodulin binding; calcium ion binding. The record is from RefSeq and is a predicted model, not a curated record. Bases 1 to 4632 code for a protein of 1543 amino acids. Gene Ontology annotation, biological process: peptidyl-serine phosphorylation; intracellular signal transduction; protein autophosphorylation. Lineage: Eukaryota; Apicomplexa; Aconoidasida; Haemosporida; Plasmodiidae. Gene Ontology annotation, cellular component: cytoplasm; nucleus.
AUGGUGUUGGAAAUAUUGAAAAACAAUUAUAAAGGAAAUGGGGAAAAUUAUUACAAUAAAAAUAAUAAACACCAAAAAAAAAAUAAAAGAAUAACAAAUGUGUUAGAUGAUGAUGAAUAUGAUAACGAAAAUGAUGAUAAAAAUGUAGAUAGUGUAAAUAAUUCAGAGCUAAGUUACUUAUAUGGAAUAUAUAAAAAUGGGUUUAAUAAAGAAGAGAACAAUGAAAUUAUGCUGUCUCACAAAAAUAAUAAAAAAGGGUUUAUGAAUAAAAAUAAAAUUAACGAAAUAUAUGAUAAUUCAAAAGAGAUGUUACAUUAUAGAAAUCAAGAAAAUGAAGAAAAUGAUAUAUUCGAGGAAGAUAUUUAUGAAAACGAUAAUUUUGAUGAUAAUAAUUUUGUAGAGGAGGAAAAUGUUGAAUAUAAAACGUACAAUUCGUAUACAAAUGAAGAGACCAACAUGUUAAAUAAUUAUUCAAGAGUAAAUAUUAAAAACGUUUUAGAUUCUCACAAUAUAAAUAAACAAAAACUAUAUAACAAACACAGCAAUAACAAUAAUACUAAUAAUAAGAAGAAUGAUAAAAAGAAUUUUAAUGAGAAUGAUUCUAAUAUCGGGGAAUAUUCCAAGAAUAGUAAUAUUACUAGAAAUUCAUAUAAAAAAAAAUUACCAUACAUCCAUGAAAAAUAUAACGAAAAGAAUAAAAGUAAUUAUGAAUAUCAUAUUGACGCAUAUGAUAAUUUUUAUGAAUAUGGUGAUGAAUAUAAUAACAAUCAUAAAUCAAAAGGAAAAAAUAUAUUUGAAAUAGAAGACGUAAAUAUAGAUAGAAAGGGAACUAAGAAAAUUGAAAAUAUAGACAAAAAUAACGAAACACUGAAAGAUAUGUAUUACGAUUAUUAUGAUGAAGAUAACUUUGACUAUGAAGAUGUUAAUGCUGAGGAAGAAGAUGAUAAUGUUGAGGAAGAAGAUGAUAAUGUGGAUGAAGAAGAUGAUAAUAUGGAUGAAGAUGAUAAUAUGGAUGAAGAAGAUGAUAAUAUGGAUGAAGACGAUAACUAUAUUGAAUAUAAUGAAAAUGAUCAUGUUCAUGAUAAUGAAGAGAAUUAUUAUAAUAACGAUGAUAGCUAUGGUGAAGAAAUAAACGAUUCUAAUAAAUAUUUAAAGAAUAAUGUUAAAGAAGAAAGUAUUAAAAAUGAUGUGAAUAAAGAAGUAUCUCAUUCUAAUUUUAAUGAUGACUUAAAAAAAAAGUAUAUUGAUGUUAAAGGUUUUAAAAAUGAAAACAUUUUUAAUUUUAAAAAUAUAAAUAAGGAAGAUGAUAAUUCUUUAAAAAGAGAAGAACUGUUUUCUUUUGAAAAUGGAAAGAAAUUAUAUAAUAGAGAAGAAAAUAAAAUUAAAGUUUCUACGUUUGACAUGUGUAAUAAAAAUGAAUGGUUUGAAAAAUAUGAUGUUAAAAUGGGGAACUACAAAACGUAUAACAAUUAUAAAAAUGAUAACAAUGAUAAGAACAAUAAUAAUACAUUUGGUUUUAAAGGUUUAGAUAAGAAAAUCGAGGAAAAGAAGGAAUAUGACAAAGUGUAUAUGGAUGGAAAUAAUUAUAUGAAAGGAAAAUUAAUAGGAAAUAUAUCACCAAAAAUUCAAAGAAGUCAUACAGAUAAUAAAAUAGAGAAUUAUGUAUUAGAUGGUGAAAAUAUGAAUACAUUUAAUAUUAUGAAUGAAGUUAAUAGUGUUUUACCAUAUAAUAAUAAUAAUAAUAAUAAGUUAAUUUACGAUCAGGGAGAUACAUUAAAUAGUAGAGAACAUACUAGAAAUAUAUCAAAAUAUAAAACUGUAGAUUAUUAUAGUAAUGAUAUUUUAAAAAGAGGAAAGGAAACUUAUAAAGAAUUGACAAAAAGGAAAAAUGAAGAAAUAUGUGAAUCAUUAAAUAGUGAAGAUAAAAAAAAACAUAAUAUAAAACAUUUUCUGGACAAAAUGAAAAGUAAAAAACACAUUGAGGAUUUUUUUAAAAAGGAAGAUAAAAUAUGUGAACGUUCAGAAAAGAAGGAAAAAUUAAAAAUAAAAUUUACAGAUAUAUUACAUGCAGGAGCAUUGGGUCACUUUUUUCAUCGUAAUAAAAAUAGUUUAUCUCGUUCUUUCAUAUCAUCUGAGGUUAAAAGAAAUGGUAGUUUUAAUUCUAUUAAUAAUAUAAAUAAAAUAGAUCAAUUUAAAUAUAAUACAUUAGAAAAAUCUGAAACAAAAAUUGAUGCAUUUGAUGAAAGCAAACUUGACAAAGUAAGAAAUGAUGAAACAGUAAGUUAUAAUAAAAUUGAAUGUAAAAAUUUGAUAGCUUAUAAUUCAGAGGCGCAAUUAAAUUUAAAUAAGAAUAAGGAUUUGAAUUUUGAUAAAAAUGAAAGGUAUAAAAUAAAUGAUAAUGAGGAAAAAAUCCAUUUUUUAAAAUUUCCCAAUGGAUUAGAUAAUGACAAAAAAAAAGCCCUAAAAAGUAAUGAUAAAGGAAGUGAUGAUAAGUUAAUAUCUUAUGUGGAAGAUAUGAAAUAUAAAAAAUAUAAUGAUAUGAAUAAACAAAAAAAUGGUAUUCCAAAUGAGUUAGUAAAUAAUAGAAGAAAUAUGAUGAAUAAAGAUUAUUAUGAAAAAAAAUAUAAUAUCAAGAUAAAUAGAAAUAAUGAAGAAAAUGGAGUGGAUGAAAAAAUGUUAUCUGUACAUGAUGUAGUUUCUAACAAAAAUGAUUUUGAAUCUGGAGGAAAAAUUAAAGGAAUACCGAAUUUUCCUUUAAAUAAAGAAUUUAUAAAACAGAAUGAGAGAUACAAAGAAAAAGGAAAUGAAAAGUAUGAAAAAGAUUUAGAAGUGAACAUAGAUCAAACAUUGAGUAGAAAAAUGCUUGAGAAUAAUAAAUUAAAGAAACAAAAUAAUAUUGAUGAAGAUGUUAUGGUUACACCAUUUUAUAUUAAAAGCAAAAUAGAUAAAGUUUUAAAAAAUAAUGAAAUAUUUGAAAAAUCAGCUAGAGCUACUUUUCAACAAUUUGAUGUCAAAAAUAAAAAUUUUUUACAUUUUAGUGAAAUUGAAUCCUUAAUACAAAAAUUGUGUCACAAUCUGGAGCUUCCUCCCGUAGAUAAGAAUAUAUUAUCUAUCGUGUAUAAAGAUUAUGACAGCAGCAAAAAUAAUAGAAUGAAUUAUACUGAUUUUCGGCAAAUGUAUUGGGAUUUAUUGAAGCAGAUAAAAAAAAAAUAUUAUCCUACGAAAAAUUUUAAAAUUAAAAGGAACUGUAUUAUAAGUAGAAAAAAAUUGGGUGGUUAUGAUUAUUCAUCCAUAUAUAAUUAUUUAAGUUUUAAGAAAAUACUUGGGUAUGGUGCUUUUGGUGAAGUACAUUUAGUAGAGGAUAAUAUAUGUAAGUUAUAUAAAGUGGUGAAGAUUUUGAAAAAGAAGAGCUUGAAACAUAUUAAAAUAAAUGAAGAAAUUAAUGUAUUAAUAUAUUUGGAUCAUCCGAAUAUUAUAAAAAUAUUCGAUGUAUAUGAAAAUGUGGAUUGUACAUAUAUUGUAAUGGAAUUAUGUGAAGGUGGUGAAUUAAUGAGUAAAAUUAAAAACUCAGAAAGUUUCAGUGAGACAUAUAUAAAAAACAUAAUGUUUCAAAUUUUAUGUGCCAUAGCAUAUAUGCAUAGUAAUAGUAAUAAUAUAGCACAUAAAGACUUAAAACCAGAAAAUAUACUUUUCAAAGAAAAAGGCGAUGAUACUUUAAAAAUUAUCGAUUUUGGUCUAGCAGAAUUAAUUAAUAAAUCAGAAGGAAUUAGUAAAACAGCUGCAGGAACAGUUCUAUAUAUGGCUCCAGAAGUAUUCAAAAAAAAAUUUACAAUCAAAUGUGAUAUAUGGUCAGCUGGAGUUAUCAUGUUUUUUUUAUUUACUAAAUCCUUGCCUUUUGGUGGAAAUACAUAUGAAGAGGUCAAACAAAGUAUAUUUAGGGAUGAACCAGAUUAUAAAAGUUUAAAGUCGAAAUUAUCUCAAACGGCAUUGCAUAUGUUGAAGCUAAUGUUGCAGAAGGAUUACAAUAAGAGGCCCAUGGCAUCAGUUCUUUUACAUCAUCCAUGGUUUCAAGGUUAUUUCGACCCAAUCCAAAUUUCUCCCAACGUUCUAAAUAAUAUUAAGUCAUAUAUGAAACAUUCAAACAUAAGAAAUAUUAUUAUCAACAUAAUGGCACAUGAAUUAAGUGUAAUAAAUAAUCACAUCAAGUAUAUCAAUGAGCUAUUUUAUAAAUUAGAUACGAACCAUAACGGAUCACUGAGUCAUCGAGAAAUUUAUACCGUUUUGGCUAGUGUAGGAAUAAAAAAAUGGGAUAUUAAUAGGAUUCUUCAGGCUUUGGAUAUUAACGAUAGGGGCAACAUAACUUACACAGAAUUUAUGGCUGGAUGUUAUAGAUGGAAAAAUAUAGAAUCGACCUUUUUGAAAGCCGCUUUUAACAAGAUUGAUAAGGAUGAGGAUGGUUACAUUAGUAAAAGUGAUAUCGUAUCAUUAGUUCAUGAUAAAGUUUUAGAUAACAAUGAUAUUGAUAACUUUUUCUUAUCAGUUCAUAGCAUAAAAAAAGGAAUACCUAGGGAACAUAUUAUAAAUAAAAUAAGUUUCCAAGAGUUCAAGGAUUAUAUGCUUAGUACAUUUUAA